ACUUUAAUAAGUUUUAAUUUUCAUUUUUAGUGCCCGUCGUCAGCGCAUCGUCGUAUCUGAGAAACGUCAUUAGGAUUUCGAGAAAAACGUGCUGCUAAUGUGAUGGUUAUACAUUAUUGAAGUUCGGGUGCGAAUAACAUAAGAAAGUAAGGGCAAAAGACCGUUUUGGAAGAUACUAUACAUACACAAGUGACAAUGUGCAUUGUGCGAGGGCAAUAAAGUAAAUAAACAGGUUUUGAUGGACCAGCGAUGAUAAAAAAAUGUGCACUGCUUUGAAAUAAGGAUGGUUGCAGUGCGUCGGUAUCUCGAGUUGUAAAUGCGAGCGAUAUGGAUCAGUCUGACGACAUGGUGUCGAGCGAGCUGGAGUCAACGCUGGGCCAGACGUCGAAAAAGGCCAAACCGAGUCAGCGUAUACCAAAGUGCACGCGCUGCCAGAAUCACGGGAAAAAGGUGGAGGUUAAGUUCCACAAGCGCGAGUGCGAGUAUAGAUACUGCCUCUGCGAGAUGUGCAUCCUUACAAUGAAGAAACAGCAGAUAAUGAAGGUGCAGACAGCCCAGAGAAGGGCGAGACAACAAUAUGAAAUGCUGAUGGAGAUGAAGAAGAAGAAGGCGAAAUCGAAGGACUCGGAGACGCCACCGGCGCCGAGUAUCAGCGGCAGCAACGACAGCAACAGCAGCGACAUGCCCAGCCUCAGCAAUCAUAACAGCAACAGCGAGUCGGGUAGGGGCAUCAACGAGCCUGUGGUUAACGUACCGAUACUACAAAAUCGGCCACCCCUGCUGCCCCACACGACCUCGCCCAGCACGCCGCUCUUCGAGCCCGAAUCAAAUACAGAACAAGUAGAAGUUUUAUUGGGAUAUAGCAAAAAAUUAUUGCAACGGUUUGGAUAUCCUUGGGAGUCGUUGUCCUUGAUGUACGUAAUUUUAAAGGACUCUAGGGUAGACGUUGAAGUAGCCAUGCGGCGAAUAAUUAAAGCCGAAAGUAUUCCUCAUCCAGAAGCUUAUUCAACGCUCAUUAUGAUCUAAUUAAUUAUUUUUCUAAAAAAUCAUUUCCAACUACA
This is a messenger RNA of Ceratosolen solmsi marchali, 1061 nucleotides long. Its product is annotated as protein doublesex-like. The record is from RefSeq and is a predicted model, not a curated record. Gene Ontology annotation, biological process: sex differentiation; regulation of transcription by RNA polymerase II. Bases 328 to 1026 code for a protein of 232 amino acids. The transcript has 4 exons. NCBI's taxonomy places the organism in Eukaryota, Metazoa, Arthropoda, Insecta, Hymenoptera, Agaonidae. Gene Ontology annotation, molecular function: DNA-binding transcription factor activity, RNA polymerase II-specific; RNA polymerase II cis-regulatory region sequence-specific DNA binding. Gene Ontology annotation, cellular component: nucleus.